Molecule: messenger RNA, 2160 nt
Organism: Pichia kudriavzevii
Lineage: Eukaryota; Fungi; Ascomycota; Pichiomycetes; Pichiales; Pichiaceae
Exons: 1
Coding region: 1-2160 (719 amino acids)
Biological process (GO): DNA-templated transcription; positive regulation of transcription by RNA polymerase II
Molecular function (GO): DNA-binding transcription factor activity, RNA polymerase II-specific; sequence-specific DNA binding; zinc ion binding
Source: RefSeq, a predicted model, not a curated record
AUGGUUAUUCUUGGUAUUGCUACAACUGAACACUGUGUUGUAGAAAACAUGGAGAAACAGAACUCAGGUAUGGACAAGAAAAAGCCAACAAUAUCUAUCAAUGUAUUCAAGCCUGAAAAACAAAACGUACAGUUGAAAAGACCUUUGAGGACCCGUCGUUCAGGAGGCAAGCAUCAGAUGGCGGCAUGUUGUGCAUGUAAGAAAAAAAGAAAGAAAUGUGACGGUAAGUAUCCGGUAUGUUCUACAUGUGAAAGAUUGGGAUUGGAAUGUACAAUGAUAUAUCCACCAAAUGGGAAAGAAAUCAAGCGUGAUUAUUUGGAAACAUUAGAGAAAUCAGUCAAGGAGCUAACAUCAAAACUGGACAUCCUUCAAUCAAAAAAUACCACUGGCGCCGAAACUAUAUCUAAUAGAGUUGCUCGUACUUUUGAAACCAAAUUCUCAACUUCACAAGUAAAGUAUCCUCCGACUUUGAACAAAGACAAUGUAUUGGCAGAGGAAGUUGGUUUCAUUACAUUGGGGGCCGGAGGCGAGCCAUGUUAUAUUGGCGAAACAUCGGCAUAUUCGAUUGCCAAAGUGAUUUCCACUUCAUUAACAUGCCCUCCCUUUGAAGAACCACAUCCAUGGAAAGACGGCGGCUUCAGUUUGAAUUUGGAGCUUCCCUUUAGUCAUCCUGAUAUCAAAUCAGGGAGCGAGCUUCUAUCCUAUUACAAGGAAUCUGUUCACUGUCAAUAUCCAUUCUUGGAUUGGAAUUAUGUGGAAGAAUGCUUCAAUUUGGUACUUACAGAAAAGAGUCAAGAACAAGUUCCCAAUUUCUUUAUUUACAUGAUCUUUGCUAUCAGCUCUCAACUACAUGAUGUUUCCAACAAAAUUCAAACAAGUCAGUAUACAAGAGCAUACUAUUCUAAGGCCUUCCAGUAUUCCAACAGGACAAUCGAAUCCCCUACCAUUUAUGCAGUUCAGGCAUUUCUACUAAUAGCGGUAUUUUCUCAAAAAAUGCCUGAUAGUUCUUCAGGGUGGCAGGCUAUAGGUUUGGCAAUUAGGACUGCCGUUAUUUUAGGGCUUCACCGAAAACCAUACACUAGAAAUAACGAGGAGCUAACCGCACAUCAGCUUCAAGUACAAGACCUAAAAUCUAGGAUCUUCUGGUCUGCAUAUGGCAUCGAAAGAAUAAAUGGUCUAGUUUUGGGUAGGCCUUUUAGUAUUUCGGAUAUAGACAUCGAUGCACCCUUUUCUAUCGAAAGUUGUGAGACAAGGGUCGCCUGCCAUGUAAUCAAACUUCGCAGGAUUCAAUCUAAUAUUUACACGUUUAUUUAUAAACCGUUGCAUUUGACAGAUCAACUAGAGAAUAUGGAAACAACAAGAGUUCAGAUUUUGCUUGAACUGAAUGACUGGAUCCUUACUUUCCCAUUUAAGAAUGAUGCCUCUUCGACGUUCGAAACCAACAACUGGUCGUUGAUUUCAUAUCACAACUCUAUUCUUCUACUAUUGAAGCCAAUCUUUCUAGAAGUUUCCAAAAGGAAAAAAGGCUCAUCCAAAGAACACCUGGAAUGGUUUAAGGUGUUUACCGAAAGCGCUUCGGCAAUUUGUAUAAACUACAAGAACAUGUAUUUGAAGGAAAAAAUGAGCUUCACUUGGUUAGCUAUGCACUGUUGUUUUGUUUCUGGGAUCUCAUUUUUGUAUUGCAUAUGGCUGGAUACGGAGCUAAAAGUGCUGAAAUGGAAGAGGAAAAGUCUGAUAUACGAGACAAUAAGUGCUUGUCAGACAGUUUUAUACGUAUUAGCCGAAAGAUGGAAUUCAGCACUGAGGUUUAGAGACACUUUUGAAAGACUCUCUUCAAUAGUUAAAGCUGCAAUAGAAUCCUCUUGUGAGGUCAGAGGUUUAUCCUCACCCAGAACUAAUGAUAUAUCAAGUUCAAGAGUCUUUAUCGAGGGAAGCAUUAGCAUCGAUUCCUACUUAUCAUGCGAAAAAUACCGGGAUAUGGUUAAACACAUCCAUUCAUUCAGCGAUGAAAAUAAAACAGGUAUCAAACCUAAUGUUGGUGGAACCAUCAACGAGGAAGAUAGCCUGGAAAACCUCCUGAAUAUUUUUGACCAUUCCGGGGAUCAGUACCUACGAGAUUUGUUUGACGAAUUAGAGGACAACGUUCUCAUGAUCUCCUAA